AAAAUUAAUUAUAAAUCUCCAAAAAAAAAAGCACAAAAAAAAAGAAAUUUCCUUAAUUUCUUAAUUCCUUUCUUUUUUCCAAAAACAAAAACAUUCUAAAAAGAUCAUGGCAAAGGUAGCAUUCAUGUUUGUCUUCUCGCUCGUGCUGGUCAUGUCGAUCCGCACGGUCAUUGGUGCCGACGCCCCCUCCGAGUCGGGCGGAUGGAGUGCCAUGGCCGACAAGAUUGGCGGUGUGUUCAGCCCCAAUGAUGACGACAACAAGGGACGCAGCCCCACUGGUGCUGCAAUGGACCAAGUCCGCCAGGCGGCAGCCCCCACCGUUCACGGGAUGAGAGGAGCCGCGCAGGCUUUUGCGAGCCAGGCCUCCCAGGCUGUGGACACUGCCAAGCAGGACACCGCCACCUGGGGCGACUGGCUCAAGCACAAGCUCGGAGCCAUGAACAUCUUCGGCGGCGACAGCAACAAGGAUGAGGCACCAGCAAUGUCCCCAGCCGCCUAAGAUCGAGCCAAUCUGAUGUCGUAGAAAGUUUACACGUCAAAUUAUAUAUAGAUAUAUUAGCUCUAAUAACUAUGAUCACCAGUAGUAAUCUAGCUAGUUUCGAUCUCCGAUUAAGUUCGUUAUAUAAUCACCGCAUGAGAGAUGUAAUUUUUGAUAAUACGCUAGCAUCCCUUGUGGCUUUUAGUAAUAAGCUGCCACUUAUAAUUAGCAGCUAAACCCGGUCAUCAGGCCGGAUAAUUUUGUAUCGUUCUGAUCCAUUAAUGUACUUCAAUAAACUUUUGUACUAUGUAAAGUA
Punica granatum (pomegranate) is the source of this 794-nucleotide messenger RNA. NCBI's taxonomy places the organism in Eukaryota, Viridiplantae, Streptophyta, Magnoliopsida, Myrtales, Lythraceae. The record is from RefSeq and is a predicted model, not a curated record.